AUGCAGAAGAAUAGAAACGGUUUAGAAAACGACAUUAUUGGCAAUUUAGAGAUUGAUCUCAAUAUUCACUUUUGUUCUAGUCUUUGUGCCUUCCAACUUCAACAACAGAACAAAAGUGUUUGCUUAACAAAAAGAAAAGACGAGUAUCGAAGUAAAAAAACUGAAAAGCUUGAGGUUGUGCUGUCUUGCGUUCGUUUUUUGCUUCAACCGUUUCAGUCUCAUGAACCGAAAUCGCAAGUUGAUGAAGACAGAUUGAGGAUUUAA
Messenger RNA from Clunio marinus, 264 nucleotides. The record is from the annotation of a GenBank genome assembly. Lineage: Eukaryota; Metazoa; Arthropoda; Insecta; Diptera; Chironomidae.